AUGAUUUUUAUACGACGUAGUUAUCCGGAUCUUCAGAAAACUGUUCUCGGUACUUUUUGCUUCCGAAAGUUCGUUGAUGGUAAUGUACAGGAGGCGGCAGAAGUCAGUGAUAAAUGGAAUGAGAUUGGAAAGCGGAAUAUUUCGUCCAGCGAUUUUGUGCCAAACGCCUUUGAUAAAAAGAAAAAUUUUGAAUCAAAACAAGUAAAUAACGUUGAUAGAACUCUAGCACUGCAGAAUUCCUCAACACGACGGAAAAAGAAAAAAGUGGAAGUCAAUCGAUUUCGGCCCAUUGUUUAUUCAGAAGGAGAACUGGAUAAAUCGAACUUUAUGCAGCCACCUUCAAGGGACAACCCACAUCCAUUCGAUCCGAACACAAAUCCGUCAUUGUUACCUCCCACGCAUUCAUGGUCUAUUGCUCACUACGUGAAUCAUUUACCGGUAUUACAGGUACUUGUCGAACUAGGCAUGGAUUUAUUUGAGGUGGAUUCAGUGGCACAUAUUGGCCGUAAAUUGAUAAAAUUAGAUUGGGAAAAUGAUGUAAGACCGAAACUUGUUUGGUUGAUUCAUCAAGUUGGUAUGCCUAUAACCGAUGUUGGCUCAUAUUUAACACGAAAUCCGUAUUUCUUAUUACAAGAUUUAGAAAGCAUGCAGGUGCGAUUAAAUUAUCUUUAUACAAAGCGACUAACUAAGGCAAAAAUCCUUAAAAUUGUGAGAAACAAUAGGUUUUGGUUAAAUACAGACGUCAAAACAACGGAUGCUCGAUUAGGAUGGAUUCAAAAGACCUUUGAGUUGACAGGAGAUGAAAUGCGUCAAGUCAUAGUUACCGAGCCAAGAAUUAUUAUGUACGGUGUUGGAUCGCUUAAACAACUUGUUACUAUGUUGAGCGAAGAGUUGGAAUUUACAAAAGAACAAAUUAAGGCAAUUUUGAUGAAAGAUCCGAGAGUGUUCAUGAUGGAGCCGAAUGCUUUACGUGCAACGUACAGUUAUCUUCGUUACAGUGUGCAUCUAUCAAACAUGCAAAUUUCUGAAUGGCCAUUAUGUUUGAGAUUUCCCAUUGGUGCAAUUCGCAGACGGCACGAAUUUUUAGUACAGUUACAUAAAGCUGAUUAUGACGAAGGUUCAGCGAACUAUGUACAUCUUAGUUCUCUAUUGCAACCAUCCGAUAAAAAAUUUGCUCUUAAUGUGGCACAUACAUAUUUGAAUGUAUAUAAUGCUUUCUUGAAAGACUAUUGA
Messenger RNA from Acanthocheilonema viteae, 1233 nucleotides. The record is from the annotation of a GenBank genome assembly. Lineage: Eukaryota; Metazoa; Nematoda; Chromadorea; Rhabditida; Onchocercidae.